This is a messenger RNA of Trypanosoma cruzi, 1250 nucleotides long. Its product is annotated as kinesin-like protein, putative. The record is from RefSeq and is a predicted model, not a curated record. Lineage: Eukaryota; Euglenozoa; Kinetoplastea; Trypanosomatida; Trypanosomatidae. Gene Ontology annotation, molecular function: microtubule binding. The annotation marks the transcript as partial. The transcript has a single exon. Gene Ontology annotation, cellular component: chromosome, centromeric region.
CGGAGCGCGAUGAGCUGCAGCAGUGCCUUGCCGCCACGAGCGAUGAUCUGGGUAGGCAGCUGCGUGCUGUGGAGCAGGCGAAGACGGAGGUGGAGCAGAGCCUGGAGGCAAUGACGUCGGAGCGCGAUGAGCUGCGGGAGCACCUUGCCGCCACGAGCGAUGAUCUGGGUAGGCAGCUGCGUGCUGUGGAGCAGGCGAAGACGGAGGUGGAGCAGAGCCUGGAGGCAAUGACGUCGGAGCGCGAUGAGCUGCAGGAGCGCCUUGCCGCCACGAGCGAUGAUCUGGGUAGGCAGCUGCGUGCUGUGGAGCAGGCGAAGACGGAGGUGGAGCAGAGCCUGGAGGCGAUGACGUCGGAGCGCGAUGAGCUGCAGGAGCGCCUUGCCGCCACGAGCGAUGAUCUGGGUAGGCAGCUGCGUGCUGUGGAGCAGGCGAAGACGGAGGUGGAGCAGAGCCUGGAGGCGAUGACGUCGGAGCGCGAUGAGCUGCGGGAGCACCUUGCCGCCACGAGCGAUGAUCUGGGUAGGCAGCUGCGUGCUGUGGAGCAGGCGAAGACGGAGGUGGAGCAGAGCCUGGAGGCGAUGACGUCGGAGCGCGAUGAGCUGCAGGAGCACCUUGCCGCCACGAGCGAUGAUCUGGGUAGGCAGCUGCGUGCUGUGGAGCAGGCGAAGACGGAGGUGGAGCAGAGCCUGGAGGCAAUGACGUCGGAGCGCGAUGAGCUGCAGGAGCACCUUGCCGCCACGAGCGAUGAUCUGGGUAGGCAGCUGCGUGCUGUGGAGCAGGCGAAGACGGAGGUGGAGCAGAGCCUGGAGGCGAUGACGUCGGAGCGCGAUGAGCUGCGGGAGCACCUUGCCGCCACGAGCGAUGAUCUGGGUAGGCAGCUGCGUGCUGUGGAGCAGGCGAAGACGGAGGUGGAGCAGAGCCUGGAGGCAAUGACGUCGGAGCGCGAUGAGCUGCAGGAGAAUUUGUUUUCAUUGAAAAACGAAUACGAUUCGGUUGUUGUGUCUUGUGAGAAGUUGCGUGUGGACGUGUCAUUGGCGGAAUCGGCGCAUCAAAAUGAGUUGUCAGUGCUUCGAGGUGAGAAGGAUGCUAUUGCUGCCGAGUUACGCAGGGUUACUUUUCGGUUGGAUGCAUCGGAGGUGCGGCUGAAGUACUUGCGUUCAUUAUGUAAGUCGGCGGGAUUGGGUGGCUCGGCGGAGAGUGGCGAGGACUAUCAAGUUACCCGUUCCGUGCUGGCGAUGAGGAGGACGUGA